Dictyostelium discoideum AX4 is the source of this 1383-nucleotide messenger RNA. It is a transcript of the gene asnS2, whose product is annotated as asparagine-tRNA ligase. NCBI's taxonomy places the organism in Eukaryota, Evosea, Eumycetozoa, Dictyosteliales, Dictyosteliaceae. Gene Ontology annotation, biological process: asparaginyl-tRNA aminoacylation; tRNA aminoacylation for protein translation. The transcript has a single exon. The record is from RefSeq and is a predicted model, not a curated record. Gene Ontology annotation, molecular function: aminoacyl-tRNA ligase activity; nucleotide binding; nucleic acid binding. The coding region runs from base 1 to 1383 and encodes 460 amino acids. Gene Ontology annotation, cellular component: mitochondrial matrix.
AUGAAUAAUAUAAUUAAAAGAUUUUAUAAAUGGCCAAUUAGAAUUAAUGAAAUUAAUAAAAAUAAUAAAGAUUUAAUUGGUAAAGAAAUUAAAGUUAAAGGUUGGGUUAGGAAUAUUAGAAAUCAAAAGAGUGUUAGUUUUAUUGAAUUGGGUGAUGGAUCAUCAAUAAAGGGUUUACAGAUUGUGGGAGAUAAAGACAGUUUUUCGAAAUUAAAAUAUGGGUCAUCAAUUGAAGUAAAUGGUAAAUUAAUUAAUAGUUUGGGUAAUGAUAAGGAAGCAAUCGAGGUUCAAUUAACUGAACCAUACAAAUUAAUUGGUAAUUGUCCAGACUGUUAUCCAUUGCAACCAAAGAACCAUUCAUUUGAGUUCCUUAGAGAUAUAGCGCACAUUCGUAGUAGAGGUAAUUCCAUUGGUGCAUUACUUAGAGUUAGAAAUAAGUCAACCCAAUUAAUUCAUCAAUAUUUCAAUGAUAAUGGAUUCAUCAAUGUGCACACGCCCAUUAUCACCGCGAGCGAUUGUGAAGGUGGUGGCGAGCAAUUUCAAAUCAAAUCAUCAUUGGACACCAAAGAGUCCAUGUUUUUCGGACAACCUUCGUUCCUUACAGUGUCGGGCCAAUUGGAGGCAGAGAUCUACGCAUGCUCGCAUUCCAGAGUCUAUACGUUUGGUCCAACUUUUAGAGCAGAGAAAUCAAAUACACCAAGACAUUUAUCAGAAUUUUGGAUGAUAGAACCAGAGAUGGCAUUCAUUGAUUUAAAUGAUAAUUUAGAUAUUGCUGAGGACUUUUGUAAGUAUUUAAUUAGAAAUCUGUUGGAUAGUUGUAAAGAGGAUAUCGAAUUCUUUAAUAAGAGAAUCGACACCAAUCUACUAUCAAGACUUGAAAAAACUUUAUCAACCCCAUUCAUUCGUUUGGAGUAUAAAGAUGCUAUUCAACUAUUACAAAACAAUAAUCAUCCAAUAAAAUGGGGUGACGAUAUUCAAAGAGAACAAGAGAAAUUCAUUACAACUCAUUUUGGCGAAAUUCCAGUUUUCGUAAUCAAUUGGCCAAAAUCAAUUAAACCAUUCUAUAUGAGAGAAAAUGAACAAACCGACCAUUCAAAUAUAAUGCCAACCGUUUCAAAUAUGGAUUUAUUAGUACCAACCGUUGGUGAAUUAAUUGGUGGAAGUAUUAGAGAGGAAAGAUAUGAUAAAUUAUUAAAUACAAUCAAUGAAAUGGGUAUGGAUAAAGAUCAAUACUCUUGGUAUUUAGAUUUAAGGAAAUAUGGUACUGUACCACAUGGUGGUUUUGGUUUAGGUUUUGAAAGAUUUUUACAAUUUGUUACUGGUUUACAAAAUAUAAAAGAUGUAAUUCCAAUUCCAAGACAUCAAAAUUAUUGUAAAUUUUAA